Tachyglossus aculeatus (Australian echidna) is the source of this 2441-nucleotide messenger RNA. RefSeq names its product origin recognition complex subunit 2 (gene ORC2). Gene Ontology annotation, biological process: DNA replication. Lineage: Eukaryota; Metazoa; Chordata; Mammalia; Monotremata; Tachyglossidae. Gene Ontology annotation, cellular component: nuclear origin of replication recognition complex; nucleus. The transcript has 17 exons. Bases 133 to 1878 code for a protein of 581 amino acids. Gene Ontology annotation, molecular function: DNA replication origin binding. The record is from RefSeq and is a predicted model, not a curated record.
GGGCAGACAGACAGACAGACAGACGACACGCCCACGGCUUCCUCCUCCUCCUCCUCCUCCCUCCUCCUCAGGUGAGGCCUGGACUGAGCGCCCGGGACACCGCCUACACCAGCGACACGCAGGUCUGCAGUCAUGAGCCACUCGAAAGCCAAGGAAGCCAAGAUGUUGGAGGUUCAGUUUGUGGGGGAUGACGACGUGCUCAAUCACAUCCUUGAAAAAGAAGAAGGGGCGAAACUCCGGCGGGACCGAGCGCAGUUGUUAGUCAACAUGAAGAAAUUCCUGAAGAAGCAAGAAUGUGAUUCAGCAGCCGAUGAGCAGGAAGUCCUGAAAGAGAAGAACUACGUGGACGUUCUAGGAACUGAUGCUCAAGAGUCCUUGAGGAACGGCUGCGGCGGUAGCAUCCGUGGCGGCAGCGAGGUGUACACUUUUCAGACCAGAAAACAUUCGGAAAAGAUGGCAGAGCUCGCUUCAGAACUAGCCAGAACGCCAGGGAAGAGCGUUCCCUCAGACUUGCAGGAGCGUUCGGAAAAGAUGGCGAGCACCCCCCAAAGUAGUAAGAAACGUUCUACUUCAGAAAAAACCCAGUCAAAGGUUAAAAAGAAGAAUGAAUUUGUUUCAACUACGCCUUACAGACUAAGGAAGAGACUGACAGUGCCGAGCUUGCGCUCAGACAGUGAAAGCGACUAUUCCGCGUCGGACUCAGAGGACGAGGAGCCGGCGGCGGCCCAGGAGGAGGAGGAGGAGAUGGUGGAAAUUCUGUCGGACCCGAAGCCUGCCACGAAGGACAGGCUGCCUUCGGCAGAGGCUCGCAAAAAAACGCCGGCGAAGAAAAUGAAGACGGACCCGACGACUGACCUGGUGGAAGAAUAUUUUGAAGCACACAGCAGUUCAAAGGUUUUAACGUCAGAUAGAACUUUACAGAAAUUGCAGAGAGCAAAACUGGACCAGCAAACUUUGCGUAACCUGCUCGACAAGGUUUCUCCCACCUUCUCUGCCGAACUGAAGCAGCUGAAUCAGCAGCACGAGCAACUGUUUCACAAGUGGAUGCUGCAGUUACACCUGAGGUUCAAUAUCGUGCUCUACGGACUCGGCUCGAAGAGGGACUUACUGGAAAAGUUUCGCACCUCCAUGCUGCAGGAUUCGGUCCACGUGGUCAUCAAUGGCUUCUUCCCGGGAAUCACUCUCAAAUCAAUUCUGAAUUCUAUAACGGAGGAGGUCCUCGAUCACAUGGGCACUUUCCGCAGCGUGCUAGAUCAGCUGGACUGGAUAAUCCACAAAUUUAAAGAAGACUCGUCCUUGGAGCUGUACCUCCUGAUCCACAAUCUGGACAGCCAGAUGCUGAGGGGAGACAGAAGCCAGCAAAUUCUGGGCCAGCUGUCGGCCCUGCCGAACGUCUACCUCAUUGCUUCGAUCGACCACCUCAACGCCCCUCUCAUGUGGGACCACUCAAACCAGAGUCUUUACAACUGGCUGUGGUACGAAACCACGACGUAUAAUCCCUACAUCGAAGAAACGUCCUACGAGAACUCGCUCCUUGUGCAGCACUCGGGAGCUCUGGCCCUCAGCUCCCUGACGCACGUCAUCCGCAGCCUCACCCCCAACGCGAGGGGGAUUUUCCGGCUAUUGACAAAGUAUCAGCUGGACAAUAAGGAUAACCCUUCCUACAUCGGGCUGUCGUUUCAGGAUUUCUAUCAGCAGUGCCGCGAGGCGUUCCUCGUCAACAGUGACCUGACCCUUCGGGCCCAGUUGACCGAAUUCAGGGACCACAAGCUUAUCAGGACGAAAAAGGGAGCUGACGGAGCGGAAUAUUUCUUCAUCCCCGUGGACACGGGGACCCUGCUAGAUUUCCUGGACAAGGAGGAGGAGGAGGAAGCCUGAAAGAAGCGCCCGGUUUGUGCCGGCGCGGGGAGUCCGUCCGUCCGUCCGUCCGUCCGUCCUGCAGCCGGCGGCUCGGUUUCCCCGGACCGGGCGGAGGAGCGGCUUUUCCGUUCCUGUGCCCGGGGAGAGUGGGAAGACAAGACAGCCACGCGCGGUGGGGACUUCCCUCCUCUUCCUCCCCGGAGCGGUCCCGCCCGCCCGCUCGGUUGGGUUGGCCGCCUUCUCCGGCCCCCCGGGCGGUCCUGCCUCCGUCCCGCUCGCGAAAAUGUGCCUUUGGUCCCUUACCUCGCCGGAGCCUCGCCCCGCAGCCGGAGCGCGCCCUCGGAGCCGACGGGGCCGUGACCCGCCGAGGAAGCCGCCGGCCGGACCACGCGGUAAGAAGCGCCGCUCCCUUUUUGGCGUCUCCUCCCGUCUUGGGGACGGAGGGAUGGCAUUUCCGAGGGGACGCUCGGAGCGGUCCCUGAAGCGCCCGGACGGGAAGCCAGGCCGGAAGGGCAGCGGGACUCCCGCUCCUCUGUUUCGUAAACUGAUUUCAACGGCAGUGGGGAAUAAAAGUUUUUCAA